Molecule: messenger RNA, 1693 nt
Organism: Pseudomyrmex gracilis
Lineage: Eukaryota; Metazoa; Arthropoda; Insecta; Hymenoptera; Formicidae
Gene: Fam92
Product: protein FAM92A1-A
Exons: 9
Coding region: 285-1388 (367 amino acids)
Biological process (GO): cilium assembly
Cellular component (GO): ciliary transition zone; ciliary basal body
Source: RefSeq, a predicted model, not a curated record
AUAUUUAUAAUAUUUUUAAAUAGUACGCAGGCAUGUAGAAAUUAAGAGUUCAUAAACGACCUCCUUUACAUGUAUGUACGUAUAUGUACAUAUGUAUAGUCAGCCUGUGAAAAGAAUAUAGAAAGGGCGGCGCAACUUCACCUGCGGCAAUUCACCAUCUGUCAGUAGGCAACUGUCAUCGAUCGUGUGCACAAAAAGAAAGAACGAUUGUUCUUCACACAUAGCUCAAAAGAUAGAAUAUAAGAGAAGUUUAUCGAAUACCGCAAAGAAAAAGAAAAAGAAAAAUGCUUCGAGUGCGCUCCCAGAGCAGUGUCUACGAACAGGAAGCGAAGUUCGUACAGGAUCGCAUAACCGGUGUGGAAAAACACUUCGCCGAAUUAUGCACGACAUUCGCGGCUUACACCAGGAAAGCGGCCAGAUUACGCGACAAAGGCGACGAACUUGCUAAAAUAGUGCAAACGUAUGCGGAUUCGGAAGUUAUAAAUCGAUCGAUGAGUAUCGGAUUGGCAAACUUUUCCGCAACAUUAUCAGUUAUCGGCGAUUACAGAGACGCGGAAGUACAAAGAUUAGACGCCAAAGCGAUCGCACCUCUUUCGCAGUACUCGACAAUUUGCAAGUACGCCCGGGACGACGUGAAAAGCACAUUUGCGGCGCGUGACAGAGAACUAACGAGACGUCGACACCUGGACAAAGUCCGGGAGAGAAAUCCUAGAAAUCGACAAAUGAUAUCGCAAGCGGAAUCGGAACUGAUGAAAGCGUCCGUCGAAGUAUCUCGACUGGUAAAAGGAUUGGAGGAACAGAUCGAUUCGUUCGAGCGACGCAAGUUGCACGAUUUAAAAUCCGUACUCUUGGAUUUCGUAACCGUCGAAUUGAGCUUUCAUACCAAAGCCCUCGAACUUCUGACCAAGGCGUAUCAGGACGUCGCGGCUAUUGACGAGGCCAAAGAUCUUGAGGACUUUCAAAUUGCGAGAGGAGAGAUGAACGGGGAAUUUAGAGAGACGAUUCGCGUCCCUGAUUCCGUCGCAAGAUUGGACACAGUAGGUAGGACCUCGUUUCGACAGGCCUAUUCGUUAACGAAUUUAGCCAGUCGAUUCACUUCCUCUCCCGUGGCGUCGCAAAACGUAGCUGUCAAUCGAGAAAUCGAAUCUGCUGAUUCCGUGCGAACCAGAUUCACAAACUCAUCAGAAUCCCUUCAAGUCGAAGAGGACAGCACAGAGGAAACCGAAUCGGAAUCGACUCAAGAGAAACCUAGAAAAAGACAAUUCGGAUACGGAGUAAAAAAACGCUUCGUUCUCAAACCCGUCCCAGCAAUUCCCGCGAGUCACAAGUCCUUAAUCUCAUCGAUAAUAUAUCGCAUACCUCCUAAAAUGAUGAAUCGCACAAAGUAAAUUCUCUCUUGUCAAUAUAUAUUAUCAAUAUAUUUUCUUUUUACAAAUGUUUUAUUACAUUACGCUUUUUAUCUCGAUAUUAUUAUUAUCAUAAGUACCUAUCAAAUGCACAAAGUUAUCUUAAAAUAUGGAUUUUUAGUUAAAUAGAGUAAGAGACAGAAAUAAAAAUUUACAUACGCUUGCUUACGCAAUAAGGUCAUGUAAAUUGUGUUGUAGUUAAUACUAUGACUGUGUGUGUGAAGCUUUUUUGUUUUUAAGUAAUACCAAAAAUACACAUUUAUGUACAAAAGUGUAAUUUUAUUUUU